AUGCUGUCCGCCCUCCUCCUCCUCGCGGCACCGUUCGUUUCUGCCGGUAUCGUCGCUCGUCAUGACGCCCAUCACGACGUGUCCCCCGGCCAGCUACCAACCACUUGGUACCACACCGACGAACACCCGGUACACAAGCUCUUCAAGCGCGGACCAGCCACAGAUGGCAUUAAUUACGCCGCUGUCGGCUCUCCCACUUGGGCUAGUGCCUACCCCCGCUCCUCGCCUGAUAUCUCCCAACUACCCCAGGCAUGGACGAACGCGCUCAGUCAAGCAGUUCAAGCAGGAAAAAUACCCGAUAUCCCAAAAACUACUAAUACUCCUCAAACCAACCCCUCCUACCCUUCUGGCACGAACCCCAUGGACCCCAGUGUCUGUUCGUCGACAUACAAAUGCAGGAUACCUGGUGACACAUGGGAUGCGCCGAACGGUGUAUUUGGUACAGGAUUUGAUGAUGGUCCGCAACCGGCUUCUGCCACACUUAAUAAGUUCCUCAAAGCUAAUAAUGAACGUGCGACACAUUAUAUGAUUGGCGUCAACAUCUUGAACAACGCUGGUCUAUUCACGGAGGCUUUUGAAGAACUCGAGAAUGAUAUCGCUGUUCAUACAUGGACCCAUCCCUAUAUGACCACACUGACCAACGAAGAAAUUGUCGGUCAGCUGGGGUGGACCAUGGAAAUCAUUCACAACUCAACGGGGGGUCGCCUUCCACGGUACUGGAGGCCCCCCUAUGGGGAUUACGAUCAACGCGUCAGGGCCGUAGCUCGCGAAGUCUUCGGCCUCGAGGUCAUUCUAUGGAACCAAGACACCGAAGACUGGAGUCUCACGACAGGUGGCACAUCGAUGGGCGCUGUUAAUGCGUCCAUGCAUAGGUGGCUGACUGGACCCAAGUCACCGGGCCUCAUCAUCCUUGAGCAUGAACUUUCGGACCAAUCAGUGCAAGCCUUCAUCAGUGCUUACCCGGAAAUCAAGGCGAACGGAUGGCGAACACUGUCCCAAGCGGAGAUACCUGGUGGCUCGGUGUACCAGAAUGAAGAUGAUGACGGCAAUGUGACCCCCAACCUCGUCGGCGCACAGGUCUCGAUCGCUCCAUCAUCAUCAAGUUCGACAUCUUCCUCGUCCGCUUCAACAACAGGUAGCUCCGGUUCAUCGACCACAUCAACCUCAGGCUCCACGUCAGCCUCCAGCUCUACGACGAGUACAACAGCAACUGGUAGCCCUACCAGUGCUGCAGCGAACAAUGGUGCUCCAUCUGACAUUGUUCACUCAUUGACGACCAUCCUUGUUGCAAUCAUUCCGGCGCUCUUUGUCCUUGUAUAA
Pleurotus ostreatus (oyster mushroom) is the source of this 1320-nucleotide messenger RNA. RefSeq lists its product as uncharacterized. Gene Ontology annotation, molecular function: chitin deacetylase activity. The record is from RefSeq and is a predicted model, not a curated record. Lineage: Eukaryota; Fungi; Basidiomycota; Agaricomycetes; Agaricales; Pleurotaceae. The transcript is spliced from 6 exons. Gene Ontology annotation, cellular component: membrane. The coding region runs from base 1 to 1320 and encodes 439 amino acids. Gene Ontology annotation, biological process: carbohydrate metabolic process.